AUGGGUUCCAGAUCUGCUGCUGUCCAGAUACGGCCCCCUAGCUCAAGCGCCUCCGUCAACUCUUCACCCCGGCCGGCCCCUGGCUCAAUCUCCCACUCGGCCGUCCAACCUUCGAAUCUUCAGCAAAAGGUCUCUAAUGCUGAUUACCAGUCCCACACCGAGUCGAAUGGCUGUGAUCACUUCAAUCAUCAAACAUCGCCAACAAUGUCAACCGGUCGGAAAUCUAGCCCUUCGUCUCCUCGGAAAUUUUCCCUGCCUCAUCCGGCCCGGCCUGCAACGGCCACGCCGAUCACAUCCAGUGGAGCUAGCCUGACCACCAACGCACCUGUCUUCGUACCCAGUGGAAAUCUCAAUCCUUAUAACCCUCCCGGAAGGACCGGUCAACAAGUCAAAUUGAAUAAGUCCGCGGCUGAGUUUGCACCCUCCGGUUUGGUACCCACCAGCGAUUCAUCGGCGCUUUACAUUCAUUCAAAUACCUCAGAAUCAGGUCCUUCGUAUUCAUCAUCAUCAUCCACGUCGUAUCCGGGCGAUCCACCAUUUCACCCCCAUAAUCCUUACGCCUAUGAUGCCGAGCGUCUGAUGCAUUCUCAAACCACUCAUCCUAUCACCGAGGCAUACAUGCCCCAUGAUGGUUUCAUGCCACACAAUCGUGUCACAGCUCCCUCAUUAUCAAAUUUCCAACGGCCUCUCAACUACCAUCUCUACGCUCCCCCCUUGCCCCAUUCAUCUAAUCAACAUCCUCAUCAACUAGCCCUCAACAAAUUCUUCAUGCCCGCUUCCAUUCGGGAAACCCUGCAAAAGAAAUCUGCUGCUGUCUUACAAGGACCCACCCACGAGGUUGCAAGAACGCCAGAGGAUCUAGGGGUCUACCACUCCCUAGUUGUCCUUGACUCGCCGCAUGCUUCAAAUAAUAACACGAACUCACUUCAUCCCACGGGAGUCAGCAAUGGCGGAUCCGCGACUAGCCCGUAUUCGAGUCGAGUAUUGAAGAACCCUUGCUGGAUUUACAAAGCCUUUUGUUCAUUGGAUGGCAAAGCUUAUUGCUUGUAUCGGGUCGAAGGCGUUCGCUUGAAACAGGGGCAGGGAGAAGCUGCAAUCGGUCAAGUCGAACGGUGGAGAAAAAUCAGACAUCCCGCAAUUGUAAAUGUCCGCGAAGCGUUCACCACCAGGGCAUUCGGGGAUCAUUCUAUUUUGUUUGCCUAUGAUUAUCAUCCACUCAGUCAAACUCUCUAUGACGAGCAUAUCUCAGCCAAGAAAAGCACUAUCCGGUCAUUUGCAGCGGAUGAAGUAGAUCAUUCCUCGAAUCUGCCCAAUCCGAGUCACUCCGGAUCUCGAUACAACCGACAUCGACCUACGAACGGAAACCCAUCUCGCAUUGGGUUAUCAGAAGAAAGGACAAUCUGGUCUUACGUGGUGCAGAUUGCCAAUGCUGUCAAAGCAGUCCAUUCGGCAAACCUCUCCGUAAGAACAAUCGACCCAACCAAGAUCAUCUUGACAGGCACUAACCGGGUGAGGAUUAAUGCAUGCGGGAUUCUGGAUGUUACAGAAUACUCGCCCAAUCAAUUACCAGAGGAUUUACAACUAGAAGAUCUUCGAGAUCUCGGAUGCUUGAUUUGUUCACUUGCUAGCUCGUCACUCUGUACGAAGACAGACAACAACUCGCUCACCAAGGGAAUUGAAUACGUCAAGCAGUUUUACUCCGCCGAGCUUAGUGAGAUUGUCGCUUAUCUACUAGCACCUGCUCAUGAUGGGCACACAAUCUCGAUCAAUGGGCUCCUGCACAUCCUCUACAGUCGUGGCCUGGAUGAAAUGACCAAAGUUUUCAAUCAUAACGAUUUGCUCGAGGAAUGUCUAUCGCGAGAGUUGGAGAACGGUAGAUUGGUGCGAUUGAUGGUCAAACUUGGCUUUAUAAACGAGAGGCCUGAGUUUGAUCAUGAUCCCAAUUGGUCUGAGACAUCUGAACGAUAUCUCUUGAAAUUAUUCCGGGAUUAUGUCUUUCAUCAAGUAGAUUCCCAAGGCAAACCGGUCACUGAUCUGAGUCACGUGUUGAUGUGUUUGAAUAAGUUGGACACGAGUUCGGAGGAGAAGCUUACAUUGAUUAGUAGGGAUGAUCAGACCUGUGCCAUCGUCACUUAUGGCGAAAUUCGGAGAAUCAUGGACUCGGCUUUCCGUGACUUGUCUCGAUAA
Messenger RNA from Puccinia triticina, 2187 nucleotides. RefSeq lists its product as uncharacterized. NCBI's taxonomy places the organism in Eukaryota, Fungi, Basidiomycota, Pucciniomycetes, Pucciniales, Pucciniaceae. The transcript has 13 exons. Gene Ontology annotation, molecular function: poly(A) binding. The record is from RefSeq and is a predicted model, not a curated record. Gene Ontology annotation, cellular component: P-body; PAN complex. The coding region runs from base 1 to 2187 and encodes 728 amino acids. Gene Ontology annotation, biological process: nuclear-transcribed mRNA poly(A) tail shortening; mRNA processing.